Drosophila serrata is the source of this 1733-nucleotide messenger RNA. It is a transcript of the gene Cyp4e3, whose product is annotated as Cytochrome P450 4e3. The record is from RefSeq and is a predicted model, not a curated record. NCBI's taxonomy places the organism in Eukaryota, Metazoa, Arthropoda, Insecta, Diptera, Drosophilidae. Gene Ontology annotation, molecular function: iron ion binding; heme binding; monooxygenase activity.
CUUCUGCUGAAUCGGUGUCUGUCUCUUUGUCCACAUCCCAAACUGGUUUCCCCUUCUUCAAUACAAAAAUAUAACAAAAUAUGUUAUUUGCUGUGCUAACUCUGCUAGCCCUGCCGCUGCUCGUGCUGGUGUACUUUGAACUGAAGGUGUCGCGUCGCCGUCGCAUGUUAAAGGCGUUCAGUGGACCCGCUCCGGUGCCGGUGCUAGGAAAUGCCAAUCGUAUUGGCAAAAAUCCGGCAGAAAUUCUUAAUACGUUCUCCGAUUGGUGGUACGACUCGGGCCGCGAUAACUUUCUCAUCUGGAUCGGGUAUUCAUCACACAUAAUCGUGACCAAUCCAAAGCAACUUGAGUACAUUCUCAAUAGCCAGCAGCUCAUCCAGAAGUCCACCAUCUAUGAUCUAUUGCAUCCAUGGCUGGGCUAUGGCCUUCUUACGAGCUACGGCAGCAAGUGGCACAAGCAUCGCAAGAUGAUCACACCCUCGUUCCACUUCAACAUCCUGCAGGACUUCCAUGAGGUGAUGAAUGAGAACUCCACCAAGUUCAUGGCGCAGCUUAGGAAGGCGGCUGCCGGGGACCGUAUCAUUGACUUUCAGGAGCACUCCAAUUACCUUACCUUGGAUGUGAUCUGUGACACGGCAAUGGGAGUUCCCAUAAAUGCCAUGGAGCAGCGGGACUCCUCCAUUGUCCAGGCCUUUAGAGACAUGUGCUACACCAUUAAUAUGCGGGCCUUUCAUCCCUUCAAGAGGUCGCAUCGGAUCUUCAGCCUGUCCCCAGAGUUUGGAGCCUUUCAGCGAUCCCUGAAGACACUGCAGGACUUCACCUAUGACAUCAUAGAGAAGCGUGUAGAGACUCUGCAAAAGGGAGGUUCAAAGAAAGAGCAGGAUCCAACUGCCCCAAGGAAGAAAAUGGCUUUUCUGGACACAUUGUUGUCCUCCAGCAUUGAUGGUCGUCCGCUGACACGGCAGGAGAUCUACGAGGAGGUGUCAACUUUCAUGUUCGAGGGUCACGACACAACCACCUCGGGCGUGUCCUUUUCUGGCUACCUGCUCUCCCGACAUCCUGAUGUCCAGCGAAAACUCUACCAGGAGCAGUGUGAGGUCAUGGGUAAUGAUAUGAACAGGGAUGCCAGUUUCCAAGAGAUUGCCAAAAUGAAAUAUCUGGAUCUGUUUAUCAAGGAAGCACAGCGCGUCUAUCCCAGUGUUCCAUUUAUAGGACGCUUUUGCGACAAGGACUAUGAUAUCAAUGGAACUAUCGUGCCCCAGGGAACCACUCUCAUUAUGUCCCUCUUCCUGAUGGGCUACAACGAUCGCGUUUUCAAGGAUCCCCAUCACUUUCGGCCCGAGAGAUUCGAGGAGGAGAAACCUGGUCCCUUUGAGUAUGUACCCUUUAGUGCUGGACCCCGCAAUUGCAUUGGCCAGAAGUUUGCCCUACUGGAGCUGAAAACCGUGAUCUCGAAGCUGGUGCGUUCCUUUGAAGUGUUACCAGCAGUGGAUGAACUUGUCUCCAUGGAUGGGCGGAUAAACACCUACCUGGGACUCUCGCCAGGUGAGAAAUUAAAGCGGGAGGCCGGCCGCCACAAAUACGAUCCAGUUCUAUCGGCGGUCCUAACCCUCAAGUCAGACAAUGGCCUACAUCUUCGCCUCCGUGAGCGACAGCUCUGAUUGGGAAGUUACUUUAAAUAUUAGCUUACUUAAAAACACAGUUGGUCUAUAAUAUAAAAUCAUAAUAAAUAA